AUGCUGGGGAGGUAAAAAGAAAGAAGAAGAAAGAAACAUAUAUGUGAUUUGAACCUCUUGAUGUAUGUGAAUUUUUAGGGUUGAAUCAAGUUGAAUCACCCCAUGUGACACCUGUUAGAGAGCAGAGGUGUAAAAAAACAGCAUGUGCUGGAGUUUGGUAUUUUCUGCUUUGUGUCAAACUGCUGUACGAUGCUUUCUGCGACUUGAGCCAUGAUCCAGGCAAACAAACACACAAGUUUUAUUGCUCAAAUUGAUUCAAAUCCCCCCAAAAAGGGGGUCAUUUUAAAGUCAGCACUAAUCACACUAACUGAAGUGGUUCUUACUGAAGAUUUUUAUCUUUGCACUGAGGAGACAAAUAUAAAAUUCAAACCAGAUGACCUGCUUUAAUAACAUGUAAUUGGACAUCAAAACAGAGGAGUUGGAGCUCUCUGAUCACUCUCUGAUGAACUGCGCCUAUCGCCUAAUCGAGCUGCGACGAUGCUCUCUGUAGUGCACACGGGCAUCCACACCAACAGGAGGAGCUAUAGUCGUGGGAAUCUGCGCCCACAGGUGUGAACUCGCACUGCUGCUGCUGCUGAGCGCGUACCCGACUGCUACAGGUGUCCAGAGCUCAGAGCAACAAAGGUUCAAACACGGGAGUGCGCUGUCGGAGUCGCGGGUGGGAAAUGAUCGACAGAAGAGGAUAAGGAACUUGGGCAGAAUUUAAAAGUUUGAAUCGCUCCAUGUGACAGCUAGCAGGACGGACUCUAAGCUGCUCAAACAUGAAGAGGAUCAAGCAGAUUGACAUAAAGCGAGCCCUCGCUAUGGCUGGAACCUUUAACUUCCUGUGCUCCUGCGCUAAAGCAUGCUUGCUGCCCUUCCUCACCCUGUACUUCAGACAGCUUGGCCUGACUCCUGCCAUGACGGGCAUCGUCAUGGGUACCAAGCACUUUAUUACGCUGGUGUGGAGCCCCGCGGCGAGCCUGCUCUCCAAACACUACAACAAGAGACGAGCGGUGAUCUGCGGCUCUGUCGUGUUUUCGGCAGCAGCCGCUCUGCUCCUCCUGCUCAUCCCGAACACGGAUAUGCAUGCAUGGACUUGUAACGCCUCGGAUCCGCACGUCGGCCCGCCCCAAAAUCCAUCUGAUGUACUGUCAGUGAACAUCACUGGACCUGUAACAUCCCAUCCAAAACCUCAUGUUUCCCAGUCGCUUGUCACUCAUCUUCCUGAUGCUGAUAGGAAAGCUCCUGUUAUUACAAAUGAAACUUCACCUCAUCAUCAUCACCAUCACAAUCACAGUCAUACCACUGAAUCUCCUCUUCUUUAUGCGCCACAAAAGAAUGAAUCAAAGGUGCUUGAAAGUUCCAGCAGCUCUUUGGCAACUCCGGUCAGAAACAAGAGGUCUGAGCUGAAAUCAGAGCAGCAAACGGGGGAGAAAAAGGAUGAGAGUUCUUUGGGCUUCCUGGGCAGCCUAAAGGUGAUGGACACUCAGCAUCAACUCUUCUUCUUGAUACUCAUCAUUAUGUGUGUGUGGGAGGCGGCAUCCGCACCCUUGGAGUGGAAUGUAGACGACGGCCUCUACGAAUAUUUAGAUUUCGCGGAUGCCUCGGACCGCUACAGCAGCACCAGGGUGUGGGGUGUACUUGGAGCAGCAUGCGGGGUUGGGGUAACCGGCCUGCUGGUGAGCCGACUGGCAUGCCUCAUAGCUGCUCAGACCUCAAGGAGUGUGGUGCAUUUCUACUGCUAUGCCAGCCUGGCGUUUCUGGUCCUGCCCCUGGCCAUGUCCCUCCCUCUCUACCUGAACAAGAAGCGAAACAGGACCAGCGGGCUCCUGAAAGCCCUGCAACUGGUGCGCGGCUCCCCACAGGCUGUGCUCUGUGUCUUCACCACCCUGCUGGUCGGGGUGGCGAACUCGGCCAUCGACAACUUCCUCCUGUGGCAGAUGCAGGAUCGCGGAAGCAGUGAGCUGCACAUGGGACUAUCUCUUGCCCUCGCUCUGCUCUCGCAGGCCGCCUUCCCUCUGAUGGCUGGCCGAGUCUCCAGGCUGCUCGGCCCUAGGAGGAUGCUCGCAGUUGGAGCCGCGAGUCUCGGCCUGCAGUGCUUCUACUACUCCUUCCUCUGGGGAGCGUGGGCUGCACUGCCUGCUCAGGUGCUGAGUUGUUUCAGCAGCGGAGCUCUCUGGUGGGCCGUGAAGCUCCAGUGUGAGGACAUCGCCACACCAGGGGCUGAGAGGAGCGUCAGGAGGGUCUACAAGUCCCUCUCUAUUCAUCUGGGUAGUGCACUGGGGAGUUUGGCUGGAGGGUUUGUGGCCCAAAGCAUCGGGCUCACAUGGAUGUUCAGAGGACUGGCGAUGGUUUUGAUAGUGUGGUGUGUGUGCCUGCCCCUGCUCCAGUGGAAAGCCCCCCACCACCGCAGGAUUAACUAUUCCCGCCUGCUGGCAGCGGAUGCAAGCGAGGCCAGUGACUCCGAGUCAGAACAGGAGAGAGACUGGCUUGAUAAAGCAAUGGAAAAUGACAAAAGCAACAACAACAGUGCAAGGAAGGUAAACCACUAAAACCUCCAGACGGUGAAAAUACUAAAAGGAGCAAUUCUGUGAAUAAGAAGAAUAAAUUCACUGUCACAUAAUAAAUGAAUCAGAUUUCGCUAUUAAUAUGGAAAUGGGAGUCAUCGUUCCCUUCGAGCUCUGCAGCCUUGCUUAAAGAUAUGUCACUCUUCAUCACCAAGUUGCACAGUCCAGAUGGGGAUGAUUAAUUUCCCACCCUGACAGGAUUCAUUACAAUCAAAAGUGUUGACUUUUCCUUCUCAUUACUUUUCCAUCAGAAUUAAAUGUUACGUCAUCCAGUCUGUCCCUCCAUUUUUUCUUUUCUUUUCUUUUAUCAGACUGUGAGUGUCAGCUGUACGGAUGGAUUUUGGGAUUCAUCUCUGGGCCUCCUGAGCUUUUACUAAUGUACAUUUGCAUAAGCGGUUAUUGUUUUCUAAAGCAAAGAAGGCAGCAGGAUUACAGCCGAGCAAAUCAAUUACUCAGUGCCACCGGGCAGCUUAAACAGCCUGAGGUAUUGUGUUAAUGGAAGCUUCUCUCAUGGUGUAUAAACACAAGACGUGUGCAAAAGGUGAGGCCAAACUGUUGCACUACCACACCCGAACCUGCUGUUAAUCAGCUGGAGGAGUCACUGCUGACUGCUCUCACUUAUCAGCUUUGUGUCUCCCUCUGGGCUCUAAACUCUGAACUGAAGAUAUAGAUGAAGCGAGAUGAAAAUCUUUGUUUAUGUGUAUUGAACUGGGGUAACUUGAGCACAUUCAGAAUGUCUUGUGCAAAAAUGACUUGAGUUGUACAGCCCUGAGCUGUGACGACAGUCAGAAGACACCUGUUUAAAAUUUUAUUUGUCUAAUUUAUAUUUCUGCUCAUGUCAGAUGUUCUCUCUCCAUAAAAGAUGUAUUUAGACUGUGAAACCAUAAAUCUGCAUUUCUUGCACUGACCAGCAGGGGGCAAAUGCUAUGUUUGGAGAAAGGACUCCAAUUACAUAGAAGUCUAUAUGAAAGAGAACCUAUUUCUGAUCCAAUUUAUCAUAAAUGCUUUUCCAAUGAGUCUCAAUUUUGAGCAUCAAGUGUUCUUAUUUUGUAAAUUUUGGUCCAGUUUAGAGUUUAAUAGACAAUAAAUGAGAGUAUACUAUAGGACGGGGUGGGCAACUACAGGCCCCGAGGGCCAGUGUCCUGCAGGUUUUAGAUGUGUCCUUAAUCCAACACAGCUGAUUCAAAUGGCUAAAUUACCUCCUCUACAUGUCUUGAAGUUCUCCAGACGCCUGGUAAUGAACUAAUCAUGUGAUUCAGGUGUGUUGACCCAGGGUGAUAUCUAAAACCUGCAGGACACCAGCCCUUGAGGCCUGGAGUUGCCCACCCCUGCUAUAGGACAUGGCUUCACAAGUACAAGUGUAACUUCAUAGAGUCCUCAGUCAGAUUCAACGUUGCUCAAGAUGGCUAUGGCCAAACUGCUGAACUAAAAGCUUUAGAAAACCAGUCAGUGGAGUAACACUGGUUAAGUCCAUCUUUUGUAUACAGUCUGUGGGAAUGCUGUAAGUCACAGGUGUCGAACUCCAGGC
Haplochromis burtoni (Burton's mouthbrooder) is the source of this 4077-nucleotide messenger RNA. It is a transcript of the gene mfsd6l, whose product is annotated as major facilitator superfamily domain containing 6-like. NCBI's taxonomy places the organism in Eukaryota, Metazoa, Chordata, Actinopteri, Cichliformes, Cichlidae. The transcript is spliced from 2 exons. Gene Ontology annotation, cellular component: membrane. The record is from RefSeq and is a predicted model, not a curated record. Gene Ontology annotation, molecular function: transmembrane transporter activity. Bases 762 to 2534 code for a protein of 590 amino acids.